Messenger RNA from Talaromyces atroroseus, 3324 nucleotides. RefSeq lists its product as hypothetical. The transcript is spliced from 6 exons. The coding region runs from base 1 to 3324 and encodes 1107 amino acids. Gene Ontology annotation, biological process: mRNA splicing, via spliceosome; transmembrane transport. The record is from RefSeq and is a predicted model, not a curated record. NCBI's taxonomy places the organism in Eukaryota, Fungi, Ascomycota, Eurotiomycetes, Eurotiales, Trichocomaceae. Gene Ontology annotation, molecular function: transmembrane transporter activity. Gene Ontology annotation, cellular component: spliceosomal complex.
AUGGCGUCUGUCGCUUCAGGUCUCUUCAAGUCGUUACCCAAGCCCAAGUACACAGGUGAGGAUGAAGAAAUACCUGCCCACGCGCAGCAGCGAGGACCCCGAGUGCUGGGCGCAGGCGCUCUGGAUGAGACACAGGUUAUGUUAAGGAAAUCCGGCCCCCCUGCAUACGGUAAUAGAACGGGAUGGCGACCACGAGCACCCGAAGACUUCGGUGAUGGCGGUGCGUUUCCAGAGAUCCUUGUCGCACAGUAUCCGCUGGAUAUGGGUCGCAAAGGCUCUCAGACCACAUUAAAUGCUCUAGCAGUACAGGUAGAUGGUGAAGGAAAAGUCAAAUACGAUGCCAUUGCACGACGCGGACAUAGCGAUAACCGUAUUGUCCAUGCCUCAUUCAAGGAUCUCAUUCCGCUGCGGCAACGGGUGGAUAUGGGUGAAAUCUCUCUUGACCGACCCUCAGAGGAAGAAGUUUCAGAGCAAAUGGAAAGAACGAAGGAUGCUCUCGCUAAGCUUGUUUCUGGAGCAGUCGCAGCUCAAAAGCCAAAAAACGUGAGGGGUGGACAGAGAGCCGAUCCUACGUUUGUGCGAUACACCCCAGCAAACCAGAUGGGAGACACAGGCAGAAAGAACGAUCGCAUUAUGAAAAUCAUGGAGCGACAACAGGAUCCUAUGGAGCCACCGAAAUUUAAACACAAGAAAAUUCCUCGUGGCCCCCCAUCACCGCCACCACCUGUGAUGCACUCCCCUCCGCGCAAAUUGACUGCGGAAGACCAGGAAGCAUGGAAGAUCCCACCGCCAGUGUCGAACUGGAAGAACCCGAAGGGUUACACAGUGCCUCUCGACAAGCGUCUAGCAGCCGACGGGCGUGGUCUGCAGGAUGUCACAAUUAACGACAAAUUUGCACAAUUUGCCGAGGCACUGUUUACAGCCGAUCGACAUGCCAGAGAGGAAGUUCGACAACGAGCUCAAAUGCAGCAGAAGCUUGCUGAAAAGGAGAAGGCACAGAAAGAAGAGCAUCUCCGCCAACUCGCACAAAAGGCUCGCGAGCAGCGAUCUACAGCAGCUUCAAGUCGGCGUGAGUCUCGUGCUCGGUCUAUCAGUGGCAGCCGCAGCCCAUCGCCGUAUAGUUCCAGAUCGGUCAGUCCCAGCGAUGACGAAUCGGCAGCGCGUGAACGAGAGCAGGCUCGCCGUGAGCGUCGCCAGGAGGCCGAGCGGCAAUUGCGACAGUCGCGCAUGGGUACAGAGCGCCGUGUUCAGAUGUUGGCACGGGAGCAAAACCGUGACAUAUCCGAGAAAGUUGCACUGGGUUUGGCAAAACCUACCCAGAGCAGUGAAUCUAUGUAUGAUUCGAGACUUUUCAACCAAACAAGCGGACUUGGAACCGGCUUUAACGAGGAUAAUCCAUAUGAUAAGCCACUGUUUGCUGCGCAGGAUGCUAUAAGCAGCAUAUACAGACCGAGAGCCCAAGCUGACGACGAGUAUGACGAAGACGCGGCGUCAGGGGAAAUGAGCAAAAUUCAAAAGAGCGGCCGUUUCGAGGUUCUUGGGCGAGCGAAGGAGGGUUUCCGAGGCGCAGCUGAAGCCGAGGCUCGUGAUGGCCCCGUGGAGUUUGAAAAAGACACGGCGGAUCCGUUUGGCAUCGACACCAUGAUUGCCGAUGUCACUGGUGGUGGCUCAAGUAGCACCGGCCAGAAGAGUAAGCAUCGUGGAGACAAACGUCCUUCUCCCUCAGAGAAUAGAAGAGGGAAACGACCAUCGAUGGACAUCUCCAACCCACCACUGGCUGUCGCCAUGAAUGACAUCGCCAUCUCUACUGAAGUAGAACAUCCACUCGGCUCCUCCAGCUUGCUAGAAAGGCGCCAUAUAGGUCCAGCGGACCAAAGCAAUGAUGGGAACGAACAGGAACCCGAAUUCACCUAUCCCGAGGGUGGCCUCGCUGCCUGGACUGUAGCCAUCGGCUGCUGGUGCUCAAUGACGGCUGCUCUUGGUCUCAUAAAUUCCGUUGGCGUUCUGGAGGCGUACGUCUCUGCCACAAUGCUUCCUUCCUACUCCUCUAGUGCUAUAGGUUGGAUAUUUGGUAUCUAUGUCUUUGUCUCUUACUUCUGCGGCGUGCAGGUCGGUCCUAUUUUCGAUGUGAGAGGCCCACAAUACUACCAGUUUGUCUUAACUCUUUCUAUUCUCAAUGGAAUUGGUUCGUCCUUUCUGUUCACACCAGCAAUGGGCACCAUCUCCCAUUGGUUCAACGCCAAGCGAGGCCUGGCAAGUGGCUUCGCCUUCACUGGCAGUGGGUUAGGAGGCGUAAUUUUUCCCUUGAUGAUACAAUCCCUCCUGCCGAGGUUGGGAUGGGGAUGGUCUACACGCGUGGUCGGCUUCGUGCUACUCUUUUUGUGUGUUCUCGGCGUUGCCCUCUGCCGAGCACGUUUGCCGCCGAAGAAGGGCUCGGCCACAUCCUGGCGCGACGUCCUGCCGAGCCCACGCAUCUUUUGGGAUGGGACGGGCGCGAUGGCUAUGACUACUGCAGGGAUCUUUCUUGUUGAAUGGGCAUAUUUCAUCCCCGUCACCUAUGUGCCGACAUACUAUCUAACACGACAAGGGCUAUCCGGCCAUGACGCGGUGACCGGAGGCGAGGCGGCCUUUGCAUAUCAGCUCCUUGCAAUCCUCAAUGCAGCCUCUUGUUUUGGGAGGUUCUUUAUAGGAUACAUCGCGGAUAGAAUUGGACGAUACAAUACCAUGAUUGUGUCAACUUUGUUCUGCCUCGUGUCUGUGGUGGGACUAUGGCUGCCCGAUUCCGUGGCCCAUUCCCCGCCAAAUGUGGCCCUUAUUGUUGCAUUCGUCGUUCUGUUCGGGUUUGCAAGCGGGUCUAAUAUCAGUCUGACGCCUGUCUGUGUAGGACAGCUGUGUGGGACUCAGGAUUACGGUCGAUACUAUGCGAGUGCCUACACUAUGGUCAGCUUCGGGUGUUUGACUGGCAUUCCUAUUGCUGGGAACCUGAUGAAGGCUACCGAUGAAACGGGGAGGGGCAGCUUUUGGGGGGUCAUUCUAUUCACUGGGAUGAGCUACAUUGCGUCUUUUGCGUGCUUCUUAAUCAUGAUAAAUGAUGUCACGCCUGCCGGUGCAGCCUGCAAUGUCAAGAGGAGCCUGCUUCUCAUUGGUUGUGCAUGCACUCCGGCCCCACUCGCAAAGCCUGAUUCGCUCGUGCCAGUCCCAAAUAGGGGACCUCCCCCACAGACUGCCUCCGCUAUUCUCCGAUCUGACGCGACAUUGAACCCUGAUUGGCUGAGCGGCGUAUUUAUCAAUCUAAUCGUCUGUAGAUUGAGACGACCUGCAUAA